Molecule: messenger RNA, 1064 nt
Organism: Girardinichthys multiradiatus
Lineage: Eukaryota; Metazoa; Chordata; Actinopteri; Cyprinodontiformes; Goodeidae
Gene: dnase1
Product: deoxyribonuclease I
Exons: 9
Coding region: 129-965 (278 amino acids)
Biological process (GO): DNA catabolic process
Cellular component (GO): nucleus
Molecular function (GO): DNA nuclease activity
Source: RefSeq, a predicted model, not a curated record
GUAAAUAAAAACCCUAAAACGGGAUGUUAUCAGUGGCUCGGCUCUGAGUUUUUAUAAAAGCUCUGGGGACGGAUACAAGCAAGGCUUUGUGUUAACAGAAGGCUUUACUCUUCCCUCUGCUGCACAGGAUGCGCCUGCUGUGCUCUGUUGGGCUCUUUGUAGGCCUGUUGCAUCUGUCCUCCUCGCUACUGCUGGGAGCUUUCAACAUCAAGGCAUUUGGGGACACAAAAGCCUCCAACACAACUCUGUUGGACAUCAUUGGCACGGUUGUCCAUCGCUAUGACAUCAUUCUGAUCCAGGAGGUCAGAGACAGCGACCUGUCAGCAACCAAAAAACUCAUGGACCAUGUCAACAAAGGUUCCUCUACAUACAGCUACAUUGUCAGUGAGCCCCUGGGUCGCAGCACCUACACAGAGAGAUACCUCUUCCUGUACAGGCAGGCGAGUGUAUCUGUGGUUGAAAGCUACCACUUUGACGAUGGCUGUGAAUCCUGUGGGACAGAUACUUUUAUGAGAGAACCUUUUGUCGUCAUGUUCUCAUCCAGAUAUACCGCCUUGAGCAGCUUCACUCUGAUCCCCCAGCAUACCUCUCCGGAACUCGCUGUGGAGGAGAUAAAUGCUCUUUACGACGUGGUGACCGAUGUCCGCACUCGCUGGAACACCAAUAACAUUGUGCUGCUGGGGGACUUUAACUCAGGCUGUAGUUACGUGACGGCCUCUGAUUGGCAAAAGAUCCGCCUCUUCACAGACAAGAGCUUCCACUGGUUGAUCCCAGACUCGGCUGACACCACCGUCACUCCCACCAACUGCCCUUAUGACAGGGUUGUGGUCACAGCUGACAUGUUGAAGGGAGUGGUGCACGGCAGCGCACAGGUUUUUGACUUCGUGGCUGACCUGAACCUCAGUCAGAGCAUGGGACUGGCCGUUAGUGACCAUUUUCCGGUGGAGGUGAAGCUGACGAGCUAAAUUGCUGCCUGAAUCAUGACUCUCCCAACUGAAAAGUCUCACCGAUCAGGGAUUCAGGAAAUACAAGACCUUAAUAAAUCCAAAUAAUUCUUCAUGAAA